Molecule: messenger RNA, 857 nt
Organism: Episyrphus balteatus (marmalade hoverfly)
Lineage: Eukaryota; Metazoa; Arthropoda; Insecta; Diptera; Syrphidae
Gene: Dpm1
Product: dolichol-phosphate mannosyltransferase subunit 1
Exons: 3
Coding region: 107-832 (241 amino acids)
Biological process (GO): GPI anchor biosynthetic process; protein O-linked glycosylation via mannose
Cellular component (GO): endoplasmic reticulum membrane
Molecular function (GO): dolichyl-phosphate beta-D-mannosyltransferase activity
Source: RefSeq, a predicted model, not a curated record
AACACGUCGGCCAAAUUUAAUUUGAUUUGUCUUUUGUUUUCAUCUAAUUUCCAAUUUAUUACAAGAAGAAAAUUAAAAAUCAUACAUUCCAAUUGCAUUCACAAAAAUGGUAGAAACAAGCCAUAAAUACAGCAUAUUGCUGCCAACUUACAACGAAAAAGAUAAUCUUCCAAUAAUAAUCUGGUUAAUAGUAAAAUAUAUGCAACAGAGUAAAUUUAAUUACGAAAUCAUAGUAAUCGAUGAUGGUAGUCCAGAUGGAACUCUAGAUGUAGCCAAAGAUUUGCAAAAAAUCUAUGGCGAAGAUAAGAUUGUUCUACGUCCAAGAGCAGCGAAACUCGGUUUGGGCACUGCCUACAUCCACGGAAUCAAACAUGCCACUGGAGAUUAUAUUAUUAUACUCGAUGCUGAUCUAAGUCAUCAUCCAAAAUUCAUUCCAGAAUUCAUAAAACUUCAACAAGAACACGAUUUGGACAUUGUCUCUGGGACAAGAUAUGAAGGCAAUGGUGGUGUUUAUGGAUGGGAUUUUAAGCGAAAGCUUAUAUCUCGUGGAGCUAAUUUCUUAUCACAACUUUUGUUGCGUCCAAAGGCAUCCGAUUUGACGGGUUCAUUUCGUUUGUAUAAAAAACAUGUCUUAGAGAAGUGCAUCGCUAGUUGUGUGUCCAAGGGCUAUGUAUUUCAAAUGGAAAUGCUUGUCCGAGCUAGACAACAUGGGUUUAGUAUUGGUGAGGUUCCAAUAACAUUUGUAGAUCGAGUUUAUGGAACUUCAAAAUUGGGUGGGACAGAGAUUAUACAAUUUGCGAAAAACUUGCUUUAUUUGUUUGCAACGACUUAAUUGAAUAAAACUUUAUCAGAAAUUA